AUGGAUAUGAUGCCACCCUCUACUCCUAAAUCUCCUUAUCUUAGCUCUUCACUUGAAGAGGCUCAUGAAGAUCGAAGAUUUAAAUGUUAUAGAGGUGUCCGAAAGAGGGCAUGGGGCAAGUGGGUGUCUGAAAUCAGAGUUCCAAAGAGUGGAAGACGAAUAUGGCUAGGUUCAUAUGAUGCUCCAGAGAAGGCAGCUCGAGCCUAUGACGCUGCUUUGUUCUGCAUUAGGGGUGAGAGAGGAGUUUUCAAUUUUCCCACUGAUAAAAAGCCACAACUUCCGGAAGGUUCUGUCCGGCCGCUGUCCAAGCAUGACAUACAGACAAUAGCAACAAACUAUGCUUUAUCAGUUGUGUCUGUGCCUUCCGAUACCACCACAAUCCCGGUAACAGCUCAUGUUCCCUCUCAGGUUCCUGCUUUCCCUGAUGUAUCUCUUUCUACUGAGAUUAUAGAGAUGGCCAAUGAACAUUAUCUCCCAGUCAACGCAACUGCAGAAUCAACAUUCGCAAUAGAAGACCUACAACUGGACAAUUUCCUCAUGAUGGACAUUGACUGGAUAAACAAUCUAGUCUGA
Arabis nemorensis is the source of this 573-nucleotide messenger RNA. The record is from the annotation of a GenBank genome assembly. NCBI's taxonomy places the organism in Eukaryota, Viridiplantae, Streptophyta, Magnoliopsida, Brassicales, Brassicaceae.